UCGUACAUGUAUGUCAUUUUUCAACUUUACAAUCAACUUUUGUCCUUAAAAUAACCAUUACUAUGUUAUUUUUGCUAAGUUUGGUGGAAAAAUUUUCAAUAGUUCGGUCUCAAUAUCAACUUUCAAUAGCCUGUGUGGUCUCGCAGAUCUCCAUUUGUCGAGCCCUACAUACGGUAUCGCCGUUAGCUAUUCUAUCAAGUAGCGAACUCCCAACACGAAACGAAGUGUUUCCACGCUCUGCUUCGGGCCUAGACCUCAACGUGUUCCUCAGACUAGCAAUUAAAUACGUUACGCACUAAGCUAUCAGGGACGUGGUAUCGCAUGCCACGUACCACUGCUAACUCCGAGCUCCGUUAUUUUCCCACUAACCGACGGAUCACGCCGCAUGCCUUUUCUGUUUAGGCUUAUGGCCGGGUCUCGGGUUGAGAAAUUGGGUACAGUGUUCUCACGUACCAGGGGUUUGUUGCGGGCCGGUGGCAUGAAGUGGAAGGACCGUCCAAUUUGGUACGAUAUAUACAACGCGUACCCACCCGAAAUAGAACCGCUGUAUUUCCGCGAGGAACCACCAGUUAAUCCAAUCCGACCCAUACUGUACAAAGAGGACAUCAUUCGCGCUAAGUUUGCAAAAGAGGUUGACCGUCGUAGUCAUCCGGAGCAAUUUAUGAAAAUGUACAACACUGCCUUGAAUGAAACCGGCUCCGAUUCGGAGGCCUUCGCUCGUGCCGUCGAGAAGUUCCGUGCGGUACGGAAGACUGAAAAAAGAUUAGGUCGACCCCGGGUAGUUGUCCCAGACGAUGCUGCUGCGCAAACCCAUGCCGCAAAACAUACAGAUAUAGAAAAUGACAUUUGAAACAAAUCAUCAGCUCGUUUCAUAUGUACUAGUUACCAGUCUAGUAUGUGUAUAGGGUAGUAACAUACUUUUAAUAAAAACACAAAUGUAUUUAAUGUGUGUGUAUUA
This is a messenger RNA of Varroa destructor (honeybee mite), 958 nucleotides long. It is a transcript of the gene mRpS23, whose product is annotated as mitochondrial ribosomal protein S23. Lineage: Eukaryota; Metazoa; Arthropoda; Arachnida; Mesostigmata; Varroidae. Gene Ontology annotation, cellular component: mitochondrion; ribosome. Gene Ontology annotation, molecular function: structural constituent of ribosome. Gene Ontology annotation, biological process: translation. The record is from RefSeq and is a predicted model, not a curated record.